ACCUUUCCCAUUUACUUUAUAAAGUGUAUUCAAUUUCUGUUGUAUUAUAUGGUUUAUCCAUGUUGUAAGCACGUUUAAUAUUUUUCUAAAUGGUAUUUUAAUACGCCUUACGUACGUUUUUGAUAAUUAUACAUUGCAAAUAAAUACAUAGGAAUAUUCAUUAUAUCAAAUAUAUAACUGUCACACUUUAUUAAAAGUUAAUAUUUGGUAGUACUAUUUUUAUAUCAGUUUUGAAAAGGAUUCAGUUUUAAAAGAUGAUUUGGAGAUAUUUUUGUUUUCACUUAUUGAUAUAUUACCAUCCUAUAGGCGAAAUCAAAGCUGAUAAAUCGCAACCAAUAUGUUAUGAAGCAAAUAAGGAUAUCAAUCUUCCUAAAUCAAAUAACCGAUACUUUAAAAAUCUAGAAGAAUAUAAAGCCAAUACAUUCAGUUUCUCUUACGAACGUUACUGUUCCCCUUCGCAAGGUUGCAAUCCGAUGAACCUUUUCCCAGGAAAUUUUGUAACUAUCCUGAAUCUAACCUCCGAUGUAUUAGAAACAGGAGCAUUCGAAGUUAACUCAUCUGAUUCCAUUAUCAGUUUAAAUCUUAGCAGUCUAUUUAUUAACGAAAUUCACAGCCGAGCUUUCGCAUCCUUAACUUGCUUGCAUUACCUCAAUUUAAGCGACAAUAAAAUUGUUGAGUUGCAGCCGGAACAGUGGUUCGGUCUAGAUAAUUUAAAAACGUUAGAACUCCGAAAGAACAAUAUUAUUCAUUUAAAACCUUUCACGUUUAGAUAUUUAAAAAAACUUCAAAGUUUAGAUUUAUCGCUCAAUGAUAUUGUCUACAUCGAUGAUUUUUCCUUUAAUUACCUGAUUAGUUUAAAGAGUCUCUCGCUAGCCUAUAACUAUCUAACGUCUAUUUAUCAAAACUAUAUUUUUGUUCAUUUGACUAAUUUAGAACAUCUCGAUUUAUCUCAUAACAGUCUUAGUGCGGUGUCUAUGGCUAAAUUUCGACCACUGGAAGCCCUCCAAAGUUUAAAUUUUUCAAACAACAAUAUGGCAGUAUUUGAUUUGAGGGAGACGUUUUCGUUCUUUGAGUUUCCUUUUUUAAAACUACUCAAUUUAACGGGUAACUAUUUAGAUUUUGAAAAUUAUGAGAAUUUGCCUGAGCGUUUUACGUUCGAUAACCUAACCAUUGACAUAAACGAAAACCCGGUGCAUUGCUAUUACAUUGAAAAGAUGUUAAAUUUAUUCCAAGAUAAAGUUCGUUUAGCACCAGGUCGCUAUUUCGGAGAUGAAACCCGCGUUAAUCGCAUUAGGUGCGAGAAUAUGGGCAUGACUGAGGAGGACGUUAAUUAUCUCAACAAAUUUUACGAUAAAUUACGUAUACAGCAUUAUGAAGUGCUAGUGGUAUAUACCAUUCUUAUAGUGUUCGCGAUUGCUUAUAUCCUUUUUGUAUAUUAUGAUCACCUUCAGGAUCAUCCGUGUUUUCGAAAACUUUAUGGAUAUUCGACCCCAUUCCCUGAAUAAGUCGAUUUAUUAUUUUUCAUUCAUAACAUAAACAAAUAUCCGUUAACCAUUACUACUAUUUUUAGCAGUAAAAAAUGUUAAAUGGCAUUUAUUUUCUGACCAGAUAUAACUAGAGUUUACAGAAUAAAAAAUAUUUAUGUUUUUAAUUCUGUAAAUUGUGUUGUAGUUAUAAGGGCGAUAACAAAUUUUUUGCAUACACAAAAUUUGAUACGUACACGCCGAGGAUUUGACCAAGUAUACUUUUACCUGUACCGUUAGCUUGUUGUUUUUAAACAAUGGAUAUGAAAUAUGUAUGUAAAUAAACGAUUAUUAUUACCAAAAAUAUUAAUAUAAUUUGUGGGCUUUAAAUAUAUCUACAAUUUAUAAUAAUACAAUUUGUAGCAUUAUUAAAAAUAACAUAUUUUAUAGAUAAUAUAUUUUAUAACUUUAUUGGCAAAUACCUAUAUUUUAUGAUUAACUUUAGAAAAUGUAUUUUAUGAUUAAUUUUAUAAAUAAUCUUUAAAUCGAAUUCAUUGUAUUAUUUUAAUUAUAUGUAUGUAUUUUUUGCUAACAUCCGGCAAUUUAUUUGCCUUUUAUUAGAUUUUAUGUAAUUAUUGUAAGACAACAAUAAAAUUUAUGUGAAAGA
Molecule: messenger RNA, 2130 nt
Organism: Sitophilus oryzae (rice weevil)
Lineage: Eukaryota; Metazoa; Arthropoda; Insecta; Coleoptera; Curculionidae
Product: toll-like receptor 4
Exons: 3
Coding region: 255-1505 (416 amino acids)
Molecular function (GO): protein binding
Source: RefSeq, a predicted model, not a curated record